Messenger RNA from Ilex paraguariensis (yerba mate), 1433 nucleotides. Lineage: Eukaryota; Viridiplantae; Streptophyta; Magnoliopsida; Aquifoliales; Aquifoliaceae. The record is from the annotation of a GenBank genome assembly.
CGAGACAAUUAUCAAUUAUGUCGUGGUCCAAUCUUGUCUGCCCUUACGCAUAGCGAGUCCCCGCGCACCACCGUGAAAUCGGUGCCGACCACCCAGCACUCCGAGCGCAGUCUCCGACGGCGAAUUUCAUUUGACUCUCUCUCUCGUUCGCUCUGUUCAUAUUAAUUCGUCGCUGUGUCGGUUAUUUAUCUAGGGUUUAAUUGCGCGCUAUGGAUGGUUCAUCAGUUCCGCCGUCUGGUUCAAACAAUCCAACGGCAGGGGGCGGAGCCGCGAAAUUUCUUGCAGACCUCCCCUCUUGCGGCCUGUUCUCCUCCACCGUUCUGUCGUCCAAUCCUGGUGGGAUGCGGGUUUAUGUUUGUGAUCACAACACAUCGCCCCCAGAGAACCAGCUGAUAAAGACAAACCAGACGAACAUACUGAUUAGAUCUCUUAUGCUUAAGAAACAAAAGGGUGAUUCCAAUUCAAAGGAUGUAAGGGGUACAGCUGCAAAUGAGAGUUCUAGAAAGAGGGCUGCUGAAAAAGCUCUGGACAGCAGGGCUUCAGCUAAGAGAGCCAUUACCAACAAUCACGCUGGUUCUCAGCCAGAGGCCGGAUCAAAAUCUCGAGUACCUGAGAAGGAUAUACAGAGUUUGACUGUAGAUAGACUCCGUGCUCUUUUGAGGGAGAAAGGUCUUUCUCUGAAAGGCAAGAAGGCAAGUAUCGUGAUAUUUAUUUGUGUUGUUUGGAAGCCUUUCUUAUUUAGUUGCUGUACCCAUGGGAUAUUUCAAAAUAGUUCUGAAACGGAUUUUAAUUUUAAAUUAGCGUGCCCUUUUUUUGUUCAUCUGGUGAUGCCAAUCUGGUUUCGGAGUAUUUAAUUGAUGGCUUUUUUUCUGUUCAUAUGGUGAUGUCAAUCUGGUUUAGGAGUAUCUAAUUAAUGGCCUUUUUAUGUUCAUAUGGUGAUGCCAAUCUGGUUUAGGAGUAUCUAAUUAAUGGCGUUGCUGGUGGAGCCCAUUGAUUAGCAUGCGGAGAUUGGUUAUUGACUAUGAAGUAUUCCCUUCUUAUUCUCUUUUAAUAUAUGGGUUCGCUGAUGUGUGAAGUUUUAUGGCAGGAUGAACUAGUUGCACGCUUGAGAGGCGUGAAUGGCUAAUCAUGAUUCUGUAUCUCAGGGGAGGCCAAUUCACAAACCUGUACGACAUUCAGCGCCAGGAAAGUGUGGUUUUGUCUCUCUGAAUGUAUUUUGUCGUUGUGCCUCGGAACUAAUUUGAAGUGAGAGAAAUCCAGGGGAUUUACAACACCUCAUGUCUGUUCCUAGUUUGUUAGUUAUCAUGUAGUCUUUUUAACUGUAGGUGGAUUUCUGAGAAGAUUUGUCCAAACCGCGAAAUUAGUGCAUUAUGAUUUUUGUAUAAACAGUGACUGCAUUUCAAUUUAAAGAAGUUUCGUUUGUUAGUUGGCUA